Heterocephalus glaber (naked mole-rat) is the source of this 1437-nucleotide messenger RNA. RefSeq names its product replication factor C subunit 4 (gene Rfc4). NCBI's taxonomy places the organism in Eukaryota, Metazoa, Chordata, Mammalia, Rodentia, Bathyergidae. Gene Ontology annotation, cellular component: nucleus; DNA replication factor C complex. The record is from RefSeq and is a predicted model, not a curated record. Gene Ontology annotation, biological process: DNA-templated DNA replication; DNA repair. Gene Ontology annotation, molecular function: DNA clamp loader activity; DNA binding; ATP binding.
AGUUCCCGCCCUGCCCUGCGCUGGCUUUGGCUGGCGGGAAAUGCGGGCGGUCGGGUCUCGGCUGUGUCUGUGAGUCUCCUGGCCUGUAAUUCCCGCGCUGGGCGACGGAACUGAGACUUCGCGAUCACCUCGUCGUUUCCCCAUCCCGAAUCUCCGGAAACGAGGCGGCGACGCGUUCGCCACGCCGACGAGCAGCUGAAAGGCCCAAGUUGUGCGGGUCCCGCGCGGGAAGCCGGUUUGCAGGCAGGGUGAAGUAAUCAUGCAGGCAUUUCUAAAAGGAACAUCGAUCAGUACGAAACCACUGUCAACCAAGGAUCAAGGAAUCACUGCCACUGCAGGAAGCAGUGGAGAGAACAAGAAAGUCAAACCUGUUCCAUGGGUGGAAAAAUACCGCCCAAAAUGUGUGGAUGAAGUUGCUUUCCAAGAAGAAGUAGUUGCAGUGCUGAAAAAAUCUUUAGAAGGAGCUGACCUUCCUAAUCUCUUGUUUUAUGGGCCACCUGGAACUGGAAAGACAUCUACUAUUUUGGCAGCAGCUCGAGAACUCUUUGGGCCUGAACUGUUUCGAUCAAGAGUUCUUGAGUUAAAUGCAUCUGAUGAACGUGGAAUACAAGUAGUUCGAGAGAAAGUGAAAAAUUUUGCUCAGUUAGCUGUAUCAGGAAGUCGUUCAGAUGGGAAGCCAUGUCCUCCUUUUAAGAUUGUGAUUUUGGAUGAAGCAGACUCUAUGACCUCGGCUGCUCAGGCAGCUCUAAGACGCACCAUGGAGAAGGAGUCGAAAACCACACGAUUCUGCCUCAUCUGUAACUAUGUCACUCGAAUAAUUGAACCAUUGACCUCUAGAUGUUCAAAGUUCCGCUUCAAGCCUCUCUCAGAUAAAAUUCAACAGCAACGGUUAUUAGACAUUGCUGAGAAGGAAAAUGUCAAAAUUAGCAAUGAGGGAAUAGCUUAUCUUGUUAAAGUGUCAGAAGGAGACUUAAGGAAAGCCAUUACAUUUCUUCAGAGUGCUACUCGAUUAACAGGUGGAAAGGAAGUCAUGGAAAAAGUGAUCACAGACAUUGCUGGGGUAAUACCAGCUGAGACAAUUGAUGGAGUAUUUGCUGCAUGUCAGAGUGGCUCUUUUGACAAACUGGAAGCUGUUGUGAAGAACUUAAUAAAUGAAGGUCAUGCAGCAACUCAGCUUAUAAAUCAAGUUCAUGAUGCAAUUGUAGAGAAUGAUAACCUUUCCGAUAAACAGAAAUCUAUUAUGACAGAGAAACUUGCUGAAGCUGAUAAAUGCUUAGCAGAUGGUGCUGAUGAACACCUGCAAUUGAUAAGCCUUUGUGCAAUUGUGAUGCAGCAACUAACUCAGAAUUGUUAAGUCUGAAAACUGACCAAAAGCUCACAAGAAAUGCUUUGUAAAAUACAGGUUGUGAAAAUAAAAAUGACCAAACUACCUUUAAA